AUGUCGUUUCCAUCCGGUCGAGAACUUCCUGCCCUCGGCUCUAUCGCAAGAACUGGCAGCAGCAACAGCUCCAUGUCUAUAUCAUCCAUGCUAGGUGGCCCGCCACCCGCUCUGCGUGAAUCGCAACCUCCGCAGUCGCAUUUUCCUCCUCAUUCAGCCGCCCCUGGAUCAGGCCCUGGCUUCGCGACAGCUGUCCACGCCUCACCACGAAUGCAUUCAGCCGCUUCUGAAUACCCACCUUUCCGUCGGCCACAUACCCCAGAUCACCAGCGACCCUAUGAACCAAGAAACUCCCCACCUGGCCACUACACCCCCGAAGUCCCGCGUUAUAGCACGCCUUCCACCUACUCAAGGCAUCCUUCAGGUUCUGCAGAUCACGCAAGAGAGCCUGGGAGGCUACCUCCUGGGCCUCCUCCACGACCGAGCAGCCAACCCAAGGCAUACCCAGGAAUGCCACGACCGAUGGAAAUGGGACGACCACCUGGCCCUGAAGAGGCAUACGGGCGACGCGACGAGAUGGGUCGACCUCCACCUGGCAUGGAAUACAACCCCGAACGAGUUGGUCUGCGACCCAACCCCUACGAAGACCGCUAUAGAGCAGAACGCGAACGAAUGGGUGAGGCUGAGCAGCGCGAGCGCGAAAGAAGGGAACGCGCAUAUUCUGGAAGCGACUCUGGAAGACACUCGAUACAUCCGGACUAUGGUCAUCGCGAACCUCCUCGAAAUCCUUUACCGUACGGCCGACCUCCCGAUCGCGAUCCUAGAGAAAGAGAUCCGCGUGAUCCCCAGGGCAGGGAUCCUAGAGAUAUCCGAGACCGAGAUCCGCGAGAUGGGCAAUGGGGUCGCAUGGGCGCUGAUCCCAGCUAUCGAGCCCCUAUGGAUCAUCAACGACCACAUCCCGACUAUCCACCUUCUGCUACACCUUAUCCUCCUCAUGGUGUUGCUUACCCAGGUCCUCCUCCACCCGAUCGAUAUCCUCCAUCUUCGCAUCCCAUGUCAGGCCCGCCAGGUCAAAGCAUGCCCCAUGGACCCGCACCCUAUGACUCUCCCGACCGAGCCCGAAUGAGUCUAAUGCAUGCACAACAACAACAACCGCACCGAAGACCGGAAGAAGGCGGCCCCCCACCGCCGACUAUAGCCUACAACGGAGCACCUGGUCCGGGACAACUCGAAUCUCCCCGACAUCGCAAUAGUGAUGAUGCGUCAGUUCCCAAUGGUCAGCGUAAUUUGUUGGCGAUUCAGGAAAUGAACCGCAAGGGAAGAAUAUCACCUCUCCCGCAAGCCGUACAAGGCGCGCAAUUACAACAACCUGGCCCAACUGGCGAGCCAGGAAUUAAGAGCGAAUUUGGCCGUAUGUUUGCAGGUAUUGGAAAUGGAGUCAUGGGCGUUUCAAGCCCCAUCACAUCCGCUGCCAUGCCUUUCACAACUGCCAGUUUGGCCAAGCGCGAGGAUCCUGAAAAUGUGACACCUGAUUCUGGUCCCGAGGCAGGAAGCAAGGGUACAAAAGGCAGGAGGAGAAAACUGAAAGAUGAUGAAGGCAAGGGUGAUGAUGAAAGUUCGGGACGAGUUACUCCUGCCAACAGGGCGAAACGUCCCAAAACUCACCAACAUCAACAUCACCACCAUCAUCACCACGCGCAUCAUCACCACCAUCAUACAGCUGACGCUGCCGCGUUGAGUGGUGUUGUGCCCUUUAAGAACUUCAAGGCAGGCGCCCCUACAAACGACAAGGGUCUUCCUGUUCCUCAUCACCAUCAUCCACCGCGGCCCAUGCAUCAACACCAGCAUCCGCCGGCGAAACAGCCUGUGCCAAACGCCCCACCGAUUAUACCGCCGAAAGCAAAGACAAUUGUCAAGUCAAAGGCAAUUUUGGAUUCGGUGUCGGACCGACCUAGACAUCAUCUCGGAGAUUUUAUCUAUGAGCCAGGCUUGAAAGCUGCUAGAUUGGUGCCAAACUAUCCCACACAUCGCGCCUUUGCUUCAAACCCCAAACCUUUACCUUGGGAAUUGAUCAAGAACAAGGAAAACUGCUUGUUGACAGUCAAGGUGGCCAGAGUCCAUUUGUCAUCUGCCUCGAGAGAAGAAAUCACCUCAAGAGGUUAUCUUUGGGGUACUGAUGUUUACACAGACGACUCUGAUGUCGUCGCCGCAUGCAUUCAUAGUGGAUGGAUAAAAGGAGAAUGGACUGAGGAAGUCGAUAAUUCGGUUUUGGAUAUUGAUCAAGGACCCGGCGACAAGCGACGUAAGAAGCCUGUGACCUCGACCGUGGACCUGAAUUCAGAAGGUCUCAUCACUGCACCCCCCACCAGUGGACCGAUGCCGAUACCCGCACGACGUGAUUUGCAUGUCAACAUCCUCAUUCUUCCCCGCCUGGUUAAAUAUGGCGCUUCAACUAGACACGGUAUCACGAGCCGAGAGUUUGGUGGCGAUUAUGGUCAUCGUCACGCAGUCCACGAUGGUAUCAGUUACAUGAUCAAGAGUGUACGAUGGGUGGAGAAUGGAGCACAGCCACAAGCCCGACUUCGAGGUCAAGCUCGACGUGACCGCAUUCGCAAGGCUAUGCGCGAGGUCAAAAAGAGUCUCAAUGUCAAUGGUUUGGAAAUCCAAGAGAAGGAAACGAACGGAAAGCUGCAAAGCGGAAUAUCAGCUACAUGGAGGAAAAAGGAUCCUGAACAAGUCGAGCCAAAGACCCAGGAUCAGGACGUUGUUGAAGGCGACAAGGAAAACAGCCAAGUCACCACACACGAAAUCGAAGCAAACGAGGAUGAAAAUAAGGAACAGUCAAAGGACGUGGAGAUGAACGAUGCCGUCGAAGCUCCCGUCGCAGAGGCGAAGGCGGAUUCAUGA
Fusarium poae is the source of this 2847-nucleotide messenger RNA. RefSeq lists its product as uncharacterized. The record is from RefSeq and is a predicted model, not a curated record. Bases 1 to 2847 code for a protein of 948 amino acids. Lineage: Eukaryota; Fungi; Ascomycota; Sordariomycetes; Hypocreales; Nectriaceae. The transcript is spliced from 2 exons.